AUGAGUAGCCCUCAGUCUCUGCUCGCAUCAGCUCGCUCGGCAUACCGCUCAGCCCUCCGCGCGUCGGCGUCCACGUUCGAUGGGGACCCAGUAGUGCGCAACGCGUUCCGCCUCAAGAUCCGUAACGAAGUUCUGCCAUACAGCUCCACUCUCGACCCGAAGCAGUUUGAGGAGAAGGUCACACUCGUGCGCGAGAUAGCUGACGUUCUUCGGAAGAAUGUCGUCCAAGCUCGGAAGGUCGAGCACUCGCAGAGCCCAGAACAGAAGGAUCUUUGGGAACUGAACAUCACUGAGCAUACGGAGCUCGGCUCGAACGAGACAAUCAAGCAGACCAAGGCAGCGAUGAGCAAUAGUGGAAGGAGAACAGAUGGUCCAAUGCUGCUCCUCAUGACCAGUCUCGACCAGUCCUCUUCCGCCGCUUCGACCGAGUCCAGGCCGAGCGUACCGCGCUACUACUCUCAGCUCAAGAAGGCACACAAAGAACGCGUGUUACCUGAGCUGAAGGAGGAAGAUCUGGAAGAGUCAUUUGUGCGAGGAAGCGGUCCCGGCGGACAAUCGGUGAACAAAACGGAGAACAAUGUACAACUUCUUCACAAGCCUACCGGUAUCCGCGUUACCUGCCAAGAGACUCGCUCGCUAAUGCAAAACAGGAAGUUGGCGAGAAAGAUACUGCUAGAUAAGUUGGAUGCGCUCUUCAACCCGGGUCUGUCCAAGCAAGAGAUGCAGAAAGCCAAGCAGAUCGAGCGAGAGCGGCGUCGGAGGAAGAAGGCCAAGAAGAAACAGCAAGGGAAGGACAAGGACAAGGAGGAUAGAUACGAAGAGACCGAAUUGUUAUCCUCAUAG
This is a messenger RNA of Dichomitus squalens LYAD-421 SS1, 843 nucleotides long. RefSeq lists its product as uncharacterized. The record is from RefSeq and is a predicted model, not a curated record. NCBI's taxonomy places the organism in Eukaryota, Fungi, Basidiomycota, Agaricomycetes, Polyporales, Polyporaceae. Gene Ontology annotation, cellular component: mitochondrion. The transcript is spliced from 6 exons. Bases 1 to 843 code for a protein of 280 amino acids. Gene Ontology annotation, molecular function: translation release factor activity. Gene Ontology annotation, biological process: translational termination; mitochondrial respiratory chain complex III assembly.